AUGCUAGAGCUCAGCGCCGUUAUAGGACAUAUUACAGGCGUUUUGUAUGUCUCUGCGAUGAUUCUUCCCCUGUGGUAUUUUACAUCGUACCUCAUUUCGCCCCUGUGCCAGUUUCCUGGCCCAUUCCUUGCCGGUAAGUUAGCUCUUACAGUUGUACCCAGCUGGAUAAAUGUGUUACAUGUUUUUUCUCUAAGAUGGACCAAUCUGUGGCGAAUGUUUCAUGUUCGGCAAGGAAAAUAUCAUGUGGUGAUCCAAGAGCUGCGCGAAACGUACGGUCCCGUGGUGCGGAUAGCGCCCAACGUCUUGGAUCUAGAUAUUCCUGAGUUGAUCAAGACUGUUUACAACACCAAAGAGAAUUACAUCAAGACAGAGUUUUACCAUGGUAGCAGUGCCGUGAAUAACGGAAAAAUUAUUUAUAAUCUAUUCAGUGAAUGCAAGCCGGAAGUCCAUUCAGCACGCAAAAGACCCGCCUCUAAGUACUUUUCUCUGAAUGGCAUUCUCACGCUUGAACCUCACAUGGACAGCACGAUUCAGUAUUUUUGCCAGCGUUUAGACGAGAAAUUCGUCGACGGAUCUAAUUCUUCCCAAAUAUGCGACCUCGGAGAAUGGAUUUCUUACUGUGCUUGGGACGUCCUUGGCCAAGCUACAUUUAGUCAGCCGAUCGGAUACCUAGAAAAAGGCUACGACUUUGACACCACUCUCAAGACGGCUGAUAUCGCUAUGGAUUAUUUUACCUUGGUCGGACAGAUGCCAAUACUCGAUCAUCUACUUGACAAAAACCCAGUUUAUAGGCUUGGACCACCCUCUUUCGGUACCAUCACCAAUAUCUCGAUCCAACAUCUAGUGGACCGUCUCCAGGGUAAUGAUGCGGGAUACCAUGACUCGGGCAAACCAGAUUUCCUAGACAAAUUUAUACAGGCGAAACAAGACUCCCCAGACAUUUUUGAUGACACACUGAUUGUUUCUUGGUUGAGAUGGUAA
This is a messenger RNA of Penicillium malachiteum, 981 nucleotides long. RefSeq lists its product as uncharacterized. Gene Ontology annotation, molecular function: iron ion binding; heme binding; oxidoreductase activity, acting on paired donors, with incorporation or reduction of molecular oxygen. Lineage: Eukaryota; Fungi; Ascomycota; Eurotiomycetes; Eurotiales; Aspergillaceae. The transcript is spliced from 3 exons. The record is from RefSeq and is a predicted model, not a curated record. The coding region runs from base 1 to 981 and encodes 326 amino acids.